CUCUGUGUGCUUUUCUGGGUGGAGACUGAGGUCCUCCUCCCAAAAACAGUCAGAGACAGACAACACUAAGUCAGCUUCACCACUACCAGCUGCAUAAUUGCAGGCCUUAAAACCUGAAAAUUAUUUUUGCUUUGUUAGUUUUAAGCGCCGUACACAUACUGUACAGUAGACUGGAUCCGUUUGUUAUCGUUACAAAUCAAGUAAUAGUAUCGUUUUCUAUCCAGAGAGAUGAGUCAGGCGGAGCAGGUGCCUGAGGACAUGCCUGCAUACCUCAAAGAUGAGCCAGAAGUUACAGACAACAACAAGGACCACCCACAGACACAGCCGGGCAUGUUCGGCAGGUUGGCGGGGGGCGUGUACGGUGUCACCAAGGGAGCUUUAGGAGCGACGGUGGGCGGCGUGACCUGGAUAGGAGGAAAGGGUCUGGACCUUACCAAGACCGCGGUCACCUCUGUAGCCGCCGUGCCUGCCAUGGGAGUGGGGCUGGUUAAAGGAGGAGUGUGCGCUGUAGCUGGAGGAGUGAGCGCUGUCGGUUCUGCAGUGGUCAGCAAAGUUCCCAUAGGAGGAGGCAAAAAGAAGGACAAGUCUGACUGAUGGGGUGAGGAGGAGAGUGAACACACACAGCUGAGUUGUAUGAGCUCACACUGUGUUUGCCUGUUUUAGGGUUUAUGAGCAGGAAAAGACCAAAAAAGGACUUAAAAGUUCAGUGUACACAUUUUGGUGUGGGGUCUCAGCUUCAUUUAUUUCUUUAGUUAGUUUGUUUUUGUUUAUGUGAUUGUUGGUGAACCCACAUUCAUACAGUUACGUGGCAAGGACCUGCAAAGCAAGAACCAACAAAGACUCUCAGACUGUUGUUAGAGGAAAACACACCAGAUUAUAACUACCUGUCUGUGUUUCAUGUUUUAUAAUAAGCCACAACACUGUUUUGACUGUAAACUGUUGUACCUGUCGCAUUAGCUAACCUUAGCACAGGAAGAGAACAGCUCAGAGUGUAAAUGCACUCAACUUUCACUUGCAAGACAAUCACUGAUCAAUGACGAUAUAUAACUGACACGAGGUGUUUCUUGGUGAUUGGGAAUAUUUCACCGUCAACUGACAAACACUUCAGUUAAUCACCUUUAAGACCUUUAAAUAAGUCUGAUCAAAGAUGCUUGAUGUUUCAUAUCUAAAUUGCCCGCUGGCUGUGGACUGUGGAUAUUUUACCUGUGUAUUGUUGCGACAGUUUUAGUUUUCCUCUGAAUUCAUAUUUCUCUCUGGAAGUUAUAUUGUCAGCUCAGUGGAAGGCAACUCCUACUUUUGAGAUAGUGUCCAGUUUAUUACAAGAAGUAUUGUGUCAUAAUAUUUAAAAAGUAGAAGAUUUUGGUUGUAAUGAACUUUUUAUUUCCAGUUACAGUGUUAAUUGAAUCACUGUGACUGUGCUUGUUGAGUUUAAGUUCAUUCACUAACAUUGUACACGUUACACUUCCUUUGACUAACUACAUUUUGAUACUUGCUGUGACAUGUCUGUUAAUGUCGCACUCAGAUCGAGGUAUGUUAACAUGUUCCCUUGGAAAAAUAAAUCUGCCACAGAAGCUUGAUAAUGGCAUAAAUCUCUGCUACUGUACCAAAGACAUUUUGUUCUCAACCCUAACGUUUCUCCAGUGCUCCUCCAUGUUCCUUAGGGUGACCGUGUUUAUUGUUGUAGCAAUCUGAUGGCUGGAUUUCUUGACAAUACAGUCUGAAUUUCAAGUGUCAAGUACAUUUUAAGCUGACAAACAUGUAAAGGCAGAUUUAAGAAAAAUUAACAUUAACUGUAAAAUGCUAUUCAAGUUGUGAUGGAUGAUGUAGAUUAUGUUUUAUCAGUGUUGCUGAAUGUUUGGAAGUUUGCUUAACAGUGAGCAUUUAUAAAGAAAAAAUGUCAAUAUUACUUUCAGAACUUGUCUAAAUAAAACACAUGCUGAAUGUUGUGUAA
Messenger RNA from Lates calcarifer (barramundi perch), 1951 nucleotides. RefSeq names its product transmembrane protein 263. The coding region runs from base 229 to 594 and encodes 121 amino acids. NCBI's taxonomy places the organism in Eukaryota, Metazoa, Chordata, Actinopteri, Centropomidae. The transcript has 3 exons. The record is from RefSeq and is a predicted model, not a curated record.